Molecule: messenger RNA, 817 nt
Organism: Suricata suricatta (meerkat)
Lineage: Eukaryota; Metazoa; Chordata; Mammalia; Carnivora; Herpestidae
Gene: CFAP126
Product: cilia and flagella associated protein 126
Exons: 5
Coding region: 54-719 (221 amino acids)
Biological process (GO): cilium organization
Cellular component (GO): ciliary basal body
Source: RefSeq, a predicted model, not a curated record
CGCCUUCUGUCGUUGCCAGGCAACAGAGGUAAACAGCCCAAAGUGGCAGGAUCAUGGCCGCUAACUACAGUGCAAACCAGUAUGAGAAAGCUUUCUCAGCCAAGUAUCUGCAGAACUGGUCGCCCGCCAGACCAACAAAAGAGAGAAUUUCUUCCCACGAAGGCUACACUCAGUUUAUCGCCAAUGACCGUGGCCAUCUGCUGCCCUCAGUGCCCCGUUCCAAGGCAAGUCCUUGGGGAUCCUUCAUGGGCACCUGGCAAAUGCCUCUGAAGGUGCCCCCCGCUCGGGUGACCCUGACCUCCCGUACGGUGGCCAGUGCUGCCUCCCUCACCAAAUGGAUACAGGAAAAUCCGGAUUUGCUCAAAGCCUCCAAUGGGCUGCGGCCUGAAAUCUUUGGCAAGCCUCACGAUCCGGACAGUCAGAGGAAACUGGGGAAGCCGACCAGAAAGACCGUACAACAGGCACCAAGUCCCACCAUGAUCCCAAGCUCCCCAGAGGCAAACCUCCGUUCCCCGGACCAGCCCCAAAGCCCACACCCCUCUGCAGGUCACACUCCAGGCCCCCAAAGCCCACCCAGCUCUCCUAAGAGCCCACCUGGAAGCCCAUGGAUGCCGGAACCCUGCGCAUGUCCUAACCGAGCUGAGGUCCAGGAGCACAAACCUGGAAGUCCACAGGCACCAAGGGACCACCCUGAGGACACCUGUCUAGAGAUGGAGUGAAGUAAACGAGACCCCGGGUGAAGAAGGCAGAACAGGGAAAUCACAGGGUGGGGAUAAUGGUGAAUGUGGAAAAUAAACAUUGUUUGUGGAAUCUUUUA